Molecule: messenger RNA, 1913 nt
Organism: Cercospora beticola
Lineage: Eukaryota; Fungi; Ascomycota; Dothideomycetes; Mycosphaerellales; Mycosphaerellaceae
Biological process (GO): triglyceride biosynthetic process
Cellular component (GO): endoplasmic reticulum membrane
Molecular function (GO): diacylglycerol O-acyltransferase activity
Source: RefSeq, a predicted model, not a curated record
ACAGACCUCGCUGAGCACAGGUCCUCGCCUAGGGCGGCACUGCCUCCAAAACACCCAACGUCAGCUCUGGGCAGAUGAGAGCAGACAUUCUCACAAUCCUUGGCAAGGACAAUAGACAUAACGACGUAAUUCAGGUCUGAUCAUCUGCGCUUUGGCGCUGAACUUUGAGCCGACCUCGAUACGAGAGGAUCACAGGGAUAUGGCGAGCGCGACAUCAACUUCGGUGCACGUCGCCAAUGGCGAUGUAACACAGGUCAAUGGCUCUGUGCGGCAACCCACUGGCACAGCAGAUGCACAUAACGGAGGCAUAGCCAUAAAAACUACAGCUCUUGAAGGAUCCACGUCGAGAGACCCGCGGUCGUCAUCGAAGAAGUACAAGCACACAUUCGCCGUACAUGCCAAAACACGACCCUCCGUCUUCAGCGCCGAUGCGCCUAGUUCGCCGUCCACACUCGGGUUCAGGAACCUGAUGGCGCUGGUCAUCAUUACCUCAAACCUGCGAUUGAUGAUAGACAAUUACAGCAAGUAUGGACUUCUCGUAGCGAUCUCCGGCGGAGCAAGCGUUAAAGAGGGGGAUUGGAAGUGGUUUAUAAUCCUCUACAUUCUCACGCCCUGCCAUCUUUUCGUGGCAUAUUGGAUCGAGUGGGGAGCUGCACGAUAUGCAGAGAACGUAAUAGCGAGGAUGAAGAAAGAGGGAGGUGUCGGUGCUGAGCAGGUUAUCAAGGAAGAGAGGGCGAAGAGUAAGAGCUUAUAUUCGACUUGGACAGCGAUUGCCGUCAGCCAUGGUCUGAACGCAACCUUCAUGCUCGCGUUUGCAACAUAUGUCGUGUACUACUGGAUACACAACCCAGGCCUGGGGACGAUUACCGAGCUGCACGCUGUAGUGGUCUGGCUGAAAGUCUGCUCGUACGCUCUCACCAACAGGGACCUUAGACAGGCGUUUCUGCGAUCCGAUGCUGUGAGCGAGCUGCCAGAACUCUAUCAUAAGUGCCCUUAUCCACGGAACAUCAACUUUAUGAACUUGUGCUACUUCUGGUGGGCACCGACCUUAGUAUACCAGCCAGUAUAUCCCCGAACAGACAGGAUUCGCAAGGACUUUGUCAUCAAGCGCGCCGUCGAGUUCUGCGCUCUCUGCAUCCUGAUCUGGGUCACUUGUGCGCAAUACGCCGUGCCUCUUCUCCACAACAGCGUGGACGAGAUCGCAAAUCUUCGAGGCCUGAAGAUUCUGGAGCGCGUCAUGAAGCUCAGCACGAUCAGCCUCGUGUGUUGGUUGGCAGGCUUCUUCGCACUGUUUCAGUCAUUUCUGAAUUUGCUGGGAGAGCUGUUGAAAUUCGGGGACCGAGAGUUCUACUCAGACUGGUGGAACUCCAGCAGUGUUCGUGGGUACUGGACGAGCUGGAACAAGCCGGUUACAAAUUUCAUGAAACGGCACAUCUACUCGCCCCUGGUCGGCCGUGGCGUUCCACCACCCAUGGCGCAAAUUAUUGUUUUCCUCUUCUCUGGGAUACUUCACGAAGCCUUGGUGGGCGUACCCACGCACUGUGUCCUCUGGGUGGCCUUCUUCGGCAUGAUCGGCCAGAUACCGCUCAUCAUCCUCACCGAUGGUAUCAACAAGAUCGGUGGCAACGGGCCGAACGCUAAACUCAUCGGCAACUGUAUAUUCUGGUUGACGUUCUGUAUUUUCGGGCAGCCGCUUGCGGCUCUGGCCUACUUCUUCGCGUGGCAAGAAAAAUAUGGGGCGGGAGUGCAGCUCAAGUACUCGUAGGACUUCAACCUGACUUGUCCUCUCUCUGCGUUCUGUUUGCUCACAGUUUGUGGCUGGUACACAUGGUGGAUAGAAGAUGAUAUUUGGGACGUACUGAGCCGUGAUCUUGAUCGAUACCAAUGACAGAAAUAAAUGCCACUUCCUGGAC